This is a messenger RNA of Phaeodactylum tricornutum CCAP 1055/1, 1122 nucleotides long. RefSeq lists its product with no specific name. The record is from RefSeq and is a predicted model, not a curated record. The transcript has 2 exons. The annotation marks the transcript as partial. NCBI's taxonomy places the organism in Eukaryota, Bacillariophyta, Bacillariophyceae, Surirellales, Neidiaceae. Gene Ontology annotation, cellular component: cytosol; nucleus. Gene Ontology annotation, biological process: regulation of DNA-templated transcription; peptidyl-arginine N-methylation.
UCGCACGAAGCCACACUCGAACGUGAUUACCUGGACCAGUUGCAACGACCGUUGCAGCCUCUCAAAGAUCAUUUGGAAAACGUUACUUACGAAACGUUCGAAAAAGAUCCCGUCAAGUACGCUCGAUACCAACAAGCCCUGAGUCUAGCGUACCAAGACCGUGCAAAUACACCAUUUUGUGUCGUUUUGGUAGUGGGCGCUGGCAGAGGACCUCUCGUGACCUGUGCUUUGGCGGCGUAUGAGGAGUUGGACGUAUCUCGUCGACCUCAAGCCCUGCGUGUCUUUGCAGUCGAAAAGAACCCCUCCGCUAUGGUAUACUUACAGGCCAAAGCGGCCCACGACCAAACGUGGAAACAAUACGGCGUAAGCCUUGUUCAUAUUGAUUUGCGUCAACUUGCAGUCGAAUUGAUUGGAGGGACUCCGGGGGAUAUUGUGGUGAGUGAAUUGUUGGGUUCUUUUGGCUGCAACGAACUAUCACCAGAAUGCUUGGACGCUUUAUUUACGACGACUGCAGUUCAUGAUCGUACUGUGAGUAUUCCCACCCGUUACAUCUCUCAUUUGGCUCCCGUUUCGUCGGCGAAACUCCACUCUCAAGCGAGGGUGCAGGCCUUGUAUCCGAACGAAGACGAGAGUGGUGUGCUGGGUUUGCAGACUGCCAUGGAAACGCCGUAUGUGGUACGGACACACGCUGCGUCACAAACGCACCGCGAACAGGAUUGUUGGGAAUUUGUACAUCCGUCUGUCAGUAGUGGGGACAAAAACCGUACAGCCAUGGUGGAGUUCACGCCGGAUGCUGGUUACGUCUUGCACGGCCUUUUGGGAACGUUUACGGCCGAUUUGUAUUAUAGUGCUCGGCUGGACAAGUUGGUUCAGAUCUCGACAGCUCCUUCCAAUUUUUCGGUGGGUAUGUUUUCUUGGUUCCCGCUAUACUUCCCGAUUGCGAACCCGUUGUAUGUACCAGCAAACGCGAAUGUGACGGCUUACGUUCGGCGGCAAUGGGAUGUGGUUACGUCUCGUGUGUGGUACGAAUGGUCUGUGACCGUCCACGAUCAGAAUGGAGAUGUGCUUGGGAUUUCGCCGCUGCACAACAUCAAUGGACGCUCGUAUCACGUUUCCAUGUAA